Molecule: messenger RNA, 1098 nt
Organism: Phaeodactylum tricornutum CCAP 1055/1
Lineage: Eukaryota; Bacillariophyta; Bacillariophyceae; Surirellales; Neidiaceae
Exons: 2
Coding region: 1-975 (324 amino acids)
Source: RefSeq, a predicted model, not a curated record
AUGGAAGCGACCAACGAAACAGGCACGCCGACACUGGCGACAUACCGAGCCGAUGGAUCUAGUGAAGUCGCACCCACGGACGAAGAACUGAUUCAGCAAGCCGAAGCAGAGGUUGAUACGGAACGCUACUUCCGCGCAGCCAAGCUUCUUCAAGCCGUCCAAAACCAGGGCCUAUUGCAACCUCAACACCACCGCUUGCUCGAAUUGGCCGUAUCCGCACAAGCCAUCAAAGAUGAUCUACUGUUGCCGCAUCCAGAAGACGGUGGCUGGAAAAAGCAGAGUGAAACACACGGACACCGAGAUACCUCUAUUUACUACAAACGAGUAGAGCUCUUCGAAACUUGGAUGCCACGGUGGAAGGUGCCCCGGUUAGGAAUUUCCAAGUCGGACAAAUUGCGAGAAACGGGCCGUGGAAAUCAGGUUAUUCGUGUGGGCAUUGACAUGCCCUUUCCUUUUCGUAAUCGGGAGUGCGUUCAGCAUGCCGUCGCCAUAGAUUCCAUUGGCGAAGACCAAACAAUUGUCGUCAAAGUCGAUUCUCUUGACGAAGGCACUUACGAUGGCGGAUUGGAAAUUGGACCGGCACCGAAAGGCACCACGCGCGUCGACUUUCACGCCGGCAUACUGUUCCGCUCCUAUCCCGAUAAUCACCCGCUGAUGGAAAAGUCGAAGCACGACUAUCCGGCAGGAGAAAGGCUCAUCCUUCUUUCCGUCUCACAAUCGAUGGAUGCGCACGUGGCUGGUGUGCCCAUGUCAAUAAUCAACUUCUUUACACGCACCGUGCUGGGAGGUAUGUGGGGAAGUUUGAUGAAAGUAGCCGAAGAGGUUCGGGAUGGACAACGACCCUUGCACCAACAGGCAAUCCAGGACAAGCAGGAGUUGUACGGAUGGCUGAAAGACCGGGUCGAAGUCAUGCUUUCCAAUAUGGGGAACGGAAGCGAAGUCAAAAUGACAGACAGCGCUUUACUAAGAGAUUGAGCAAUCGCUGGACCAAGUGGGACUGACUCCCGACACGCUGCGGAAAGCGAGCGACAAACUACAAGGUUCUCGCUACAAUUUACAGUUAGUAGACUUUUGUUACAGAUUAAAUACGGCCCAUAG